AUGGCGACGUUUCCAUUGAUUCAGCGUGCGCGUACCUCAAUGCUUUCUUCAUCGUUCAAGCUUCGGACAUUCCUCAUCCAUGGCAACCUCUACACCCAAACCCUAACUUCGAAAUCUCUAAGCACCUCUGCGCUUCCAAACGACUGUCAAAGAUUCCCUUCCCACCAACACCAACCACAACCACCUUCUGAUCCUACACACUUUCAGGGUCAACAAUGGCAACAACAUCAGCCUCAACAUUUCAACCCUCAGACCAAUCAAUUUCCUAACCAAAACCAUCAACAGUAUCGUCAACACAAUGUUCCUCCUCCAUUUCCAGAGCAUGGCCAAAACCGUAAUCAGUGGAAUCCUCAAUCCCCAACCCCUCAGAACCCCAAUUUUCAAAAUCUCAACUUUCGCCCACCCACUUCCCCCAAUCGAUGGAACAAUCAAAACCCUGCUACCCCCAACCAGUGGAACCCUAGGACUCAGGGGUUCCCAAACCCUAACCAAUUCCAAAACCCUAAUAACCAGCUGAACAACAAUGAAGCCUUUAUUCAAGGACAAGCCUCCCCUUCUCCUCCACCACCUCCUCCUUCAAUCACUGAUUUGACACGUUUGUGCGAAGAGGGGAAAGUUAAAGAAGCAAUAGAGUUGAUGGACAAAGGGGUCAAAGCUGAUGCUUGUUGCUUUGACCUUCUGUUUGACUUGUGUGGCCGAUCCAAGUCCCUUGAGGAGGCUAAGAAGGCCCAUGACCACUUCCUACAAUCCUCUUUUAGGAGUGAUCUCAACCUGAACAACAAGGUGAUUGAAAUGUAUGGGAAUUGUAAAAGCAUGACUGAUGCACGUAGGGUGUUCGAUCAUAUGCCAAACAGGAAUAUGGAUUCUUGGCUCUUGAUGAUGAGGGGUUACGCAAAUAACACCAAUGGAGAUGAUGCCUUGCAGUUGUUUGAGCAGAUGAAUGAGCUGGGUUUGGAGAUCACUUCAGAGACUUUGCUUGCAGUGUUGUCAGCUUGUGCCAGUGCAGAGUCUGUGGAGGAUGCUUACCUUCAUUUUGAGUCUAUGAAAACGAAGUAUGGAAUAGAACCUGGGGUGGAGCACUACAUGGGGCUUUUGGAUGUUCUUGGACAAUCUGCAUAUCUCAAGGAAGCGGAGGAGUUUAUUGACAAGUUGCCAUUUGAGCCCACCGUAACCGUAUGGGAGAAACUGAAGCAUUAUGCUCGUGUUCAUGGAGACGUUGAUCUUGAAGACUAUGUUGAAGAGUUGAUUGUUAGUCUUGACCCAUCAAAGGUUGUUGCCAAUAAGAUUCCUACGCCACCUCCGAAGAAGUAUACUGCAAUUAGCAUGCUUGAUGGCAGGAACCGAAUUAUUGAGUAUAAGAAUCCUACUCUUUACAAGGAUGAUGAAAAGUUGAAGGCCUUGAGUGGGAUGAAAGAUGCGGGGUAUGUUCCUGAUACAAGAUAUGUUCUUCAUGACAUUGAUCAGGAAGCAAAGGAGCAAGCCCUGCUGUACCACAGUGAACGUCUAGCAAUUGCCUAUGGUCUUAUUAGUACUCCGCCAAGAACACCUCUUAGAAUCAUCAAAAACCUUCGUGUCUGUGGUGACUGCCACAAUGCCAUCAAGAUCAUGUCCAGGAUUGUUGGGAGGGAAUUAAUUGUCAGAGACAACAAGAGGUUUCAUCAUUUCAAGGAUGGAAAAUGCUCUUGUGGGGAUUACUGGUGA
This is a messenger RNA of Sphenostylis stenocarpa, 1701 nucleotides long. NCBI's taxonomy places the organism in Eukaryota, Viridiplantae, Streptophyta, Magnoliopsida, Fabales, Fabaceae. The record is from the annotation of a GenBank genome assembly.